Molecule: messenger RNA, 1233 nt
Organism: Impatiens glandulifera
Lineage: Eukaryota; Viridiplantae; Streptophyta; Magnoliopsida; Ericales; Balsaminaceae
Product: bidirectional sugar transporter SWEET9-like
Exons: 6
Coding region: 108-959 (283 amino acids)
Biological process (GO): carbohydrate transport
Cellular component (GO): membrane
Molecular function (GO): sugar transmembrane transporter activity
Source: RefSeq, a predicted model, not a curated record
UCAAGCAUUACAAUAUGUGCUUGAGUGUUUAGAAGACAGAAGCAAAGCAAUAAGCUUCUCUUCAUUUGAAGACUUCAAGCUUACCAUACAAAAGAAUAUCAAAAAACAUGAACUUCUUCACAACCCAACAUCUGGCAUUUACAUUCGGCCUCCUAGGCAACAUUAUAUCCUUCUUUGUUUUCCUUUCUCCGAUCCCGACGUAUUAUAACAUAUAUAAGAGGAAGUCGACCGAAGGGUUUCAGUCUAUCCCUUAUGUGGUUGCCCUAUUUAGUGCCAUGCUCCUCAUGUACUAUGCUUUUCUCAAGACUGAAAAUGGAACCCUCCUCAUCACUAUCAACUCCUUUGGAUGUUUCGUUGAAUCUAUAUAUAUUGGCCUCUACAUUUUCUAUGCACCCAAGAAGGCUCCAACAGUAAAGUUGUUGAUGGGGAUGCUAGGCUCUUAUGGAAUGAUUCUUCUUUUGACUGAAACUCUAGUCCAUGAUCAUUUGGUUCGCCUGAAAAUUGUGGGAUGGAUAUGUUUGAUAUUCUCGGUUUGUGUGUUCGCCGCGCCUCUCUUAAUCUUGAAACAAGUGAUAAUAACAAAAAGCGUGGAGUAUAUGCCGUUCGCAUUGUCACUUACCCUUACCUUCAAUGCCGUCAUGUGGUUCUUUUACGGUUUCCUCAUAAGAGAUCCUAACAUUGCGCUUCCCAAUAUUCUUGGCUUCGGAUUUGGUAUUCUUCAAAUGCUUCUCUACUGGUGGUACAAAGAUUCAAACAAGGACAAGCUUCCCAAAGACAGUACUAAAGUUGAGGCCCAAGUGAUCAUCGCUUUGGGAGAGAAAAACGAUUACAAGUCGCCGGAAUUGUCUCACCAAGUUAUCGAUAUUGCGAAGAUCAAAGUUGAUCCGUCCCCAUGGAAGACGACAACUCCUAUCGAUGGAAACAUGAGGCCUAACAUGGAUGUUCCUGUUCAAGCCUAAACCAUAACUUCACGUCUCUUUUCAUGAUUCCAAGCUUUCGGGAACUACUCGUUGGAUCUACUUGUUUGUUUUAAGGUUGUUUUUGCAUCAAAUAACUUUGUAACAAUAAAGUCUAUCUUCAUCUCAAUGUGUACUAACUAGUUUGUUUAAUCCUGCAAUAUUAUUGUAUCCUCAUUAUUAUUGUUGUAACAAUAUGUACUUUGUUGUACUUGUUUAAGAGCUACUAUAAAAUUCACUGGUAGUUCUUUAUUUAUAUAGAGUUGUUUUAUAUAAC